AAAAAAAGAGCAUUUAUAUUCACAAAUUUACAUACCAGUGACUGUGACGGCUCUUCUUCUCUGAUUACCUUUGUCACUACGUUCCAGUCCAGGGCUCCUUUAAAAUUAGAUUCUCAUCUCACAACAAGGUCCAGAAGAGAGUCAUUGAAGACGCUCGGAGUCACGACAGAGGAAGGGGAAAGUGAGAAGUAUCACGACAACCAGAGAUCUCAGGCUUGGCGGCUACAUGCUCAGUUCUCUUUGCUUUUGAGAAGAACAACUAUACAAAUCAGCAGCAACCAUGGAUUUUGUAAUGAAACAAGCUUUAGGUGGGGCCACCAAAGACAUGGGUAAGAUGUUGGGUGGUGAGGAGGAGAAGGACCCGGAUGCAGCCAAGAAGGAGGAGGAGCGGCAGGAGGCACUGCGGCAGCAGGAGGAGGAGAGGAAGGCCAAACACGCCCGCAUGGAGGCUGAGAGGGAAAAAGUACGGCAGACUAUCAGGGACAAGUAUGGGCUGAAGAAGAAGGAGGAGAAGGAAGCGGAGGAGAAAGCGGCCAUGGAGCAGGCCUGUGAGGGGUCACUGACACGCCCCAAGAAGGCGAUCCCACGGGGUUGCGGAGAUGAUGAGGAAGAGGAUGAGGAGAGCAUCCUCGACACUGUCCUCAAGUUUCUGCCAGGACCCCUACAGGACAUGUUCAAGAAGUAAAAAAACAACAAAACAAAUCAAACGAACCCUAAAUUCAGGGUCCAGUCUGGCGUGGGCUAGGCUGCAGGGCAAAGGGAGGCAGGGAUCUUUGUGUCUGGGACUGGAAAGGGUUAAGAGAAGGGUUGCAGGUUAAGGGAAAAGAGAGACUGGGAGAUUGGUUCGGGGAUUUUCUGAGCAGGCAUGGCUUGAGUGUAGAUUUGUCGACGGAUUUGGGAGGGGGGUUCUUGCCAAACUGUUAGAGGCUACACACUGCCUUUCUACAAAUCUUUUACUUUGGUCUUUUCUACUCCUCGACGAUUGCGUCAUUCUUCCCCCCUUUAUUUGCCUAAAUCGCUGUACAACCUUUCCACUGCCACUUAGCACAUUUCUUACAAUUAGUAUGUAUUUCGUCCGUUUCUUGUUGUUAUUUUUACACAGAUUAAAUCAGACAUUUUGAUUGGUUGGCCAUUAUCUGUUGCCAGGCAAUGGUGACCAAUUGAGAGGAGUAUUCCCUUAAAGAAGGGCAGUGGACGCUUCUGUCCUCUUGCUUCUGUGGUUUUGCAAAUAGCAUGUUUUCCAGUAGACGGAGCAUGUUGUGAUUAUUCCAGUGGGUGUUUUCUACUUUUAUGAACCUGGUGUAGUUCUUUAUAAUGAAAAAAAAAAAAAAUCAGCAUUUGAGUUUUUAGGACAUGUGCCUUCAUAUCAUAUCCUCCAGCAGAGGUACUGUUAAUGAGGGUUUCAUUUUGUGUCAGACAGGUGUACAGUUGUUUGUAGCAUGUAGGCAAGUAUUCAAGGACACUUUUGGAAUAAUGUAUUUAGAUAUAAAGUUGGCUAGUUGGUAUGUUUUGGGGUUUCCAGAAGAUGUUCAAACUAGGUACUUAUGGAAAUCCCAGACCAAGUUUUGAAGGUCUGACAGUCCAUAAAACUAUUUAAAAACAUAAUUCACUGUUACCUACAACGCUACAAGCUUCCGAAGAACUGUUUGCUGGAGUUUUAUUUCCCUCCUAGUUAGACUGCCAUCAUGCUAGAGAAGUAAAAUUUCAAAUCUUGAACGUGUCGAGAACUCGUGUCAAUACGUGAAUUUUCAAUCACAAGGAUUAAGUAAAAGAUAUUAUUCAGCUCAAGGUAUCAUCCAUGCAAGCAAACACAGACAAAUUUACCUUGUUUGAAUCCCAUUUUGAAAAAUAAAUCACUGCUCUUUUGUCCAGAAAUUACAGAAUUACACAAAGCUCAAACCAAGUCAUCAUGGUUUGAGGUAGUGUGGUCCCCAGAGACAAUCAAAGCAUUGACCACUUGGAAACAGUGGAGGUAGCCGGUACUGUAAAUGUUGUCAUUUCCUGUCACAUCAUCUACCAUUGGUUCAAAGUGGGUUUCCAUUAAGCACUUGAUUAACUGAUUGCUAUUGUGGCUCUUUAUUUUUUUAUUUAUUCCUUCACACAUGAAUGCAAAUGCCAGGUAAUGUCUGGGGUAUUUUUUUUACAUUAUUAUUACUUUCUGUGAAUGUGUUGCCAAUUUAUUUUAAUGCGACCGAAAUUGUGACUCAAUUCACAUUCCAGCUGAGCUAACCUUUCCCCUCAUCUUUUUAUGCAUAAAUUUACCUUGAUCAAAGUUCAUCCACAUCAAGACCAAAGAAAUACUGGUUACCUUACUAUUUCUUUUAUCACCACCGAGACCAAGACGUGCAUGCCGAACCUGGUGCCUAGUCAGCGCGUGCAUGCAUCCCAAAGACCACCGCUAAACUAAAAUGUCUCCUAUUUCUUUGAAAGUUUUCCAUAAAUCAAACUAGGGAGAACUGUUUUUGGAGUUGUUGCAUCUCACUGCCUGAAGAGCUCACUUAGGGCUGAGUAUAUUCUGUAUCCUGUAUCUCUUAAUCCAAUGAAAUAGCACAGUGAUUUGUCACAGAGCAUUUAAGUAGAUGUACUGUAAAUUGAAACUAGCUCAACUUAGUGAAACUACCUUAAUAUAUGGACAUUUGUUGAUAAAAACAAAGCAUGUUGGUUAUUCCUGAAUGCUCAGGUGGCUUUUCAGUGGUUAGUUAUGCGGUGAUGUAUGAUCAAUACAUUGUUCCAUGAGUUUGAAAAUUAAAAUAAGACUUUAAGGAAUAAUAAGACUAAUUAGUUAUCAUAAGCACUAUUAAACAUUUUCAUUCUUUUCAUUUUCUAGCUCAGAUAGGACUUUUCACUAGACAAAGCCAUAUUGUUUAGAUUGCAAUAAUUACUUAAAAUUAUAAAAAGAGAAUACUUCAACAUUGAAAGUCAAGUGUCUCGUGUUUGUUUUCUGUAAAAAAAUUUAAAUAUAUAUAUAUUUCUGUUUGUAAAUCCUCACCGUUCUUGUAUCUUUAAACAUGUAUACUAAUGUAUACGCAAAGUCAAUGUAUGUAGAAAAAAGAAGCCACUGAUAACUGUCUCAGUGUACAUGUGUACUGUAAGUGUGUGUAUGUUUAUAUGUAUGUGUCUUCCUACGUGUCUGUGAUGUGAGACCAUGUCGUUGAUUCAGAUAGUCCUGGUUUAAACUAUGUAAAUGUGUCUUUGAACUAUUUUGUGCACAGGCAGAAGCUAGGGCAGCUCCCUAGUUUUGCCAUAUUUAAAAAAAUAUACUGAACACAUUCCUUUCAAAAAUUGAGCAUGCAAAUGUUUGGUAGAGGAGAGAACACACCAAAUGUCAAAAGACAAAAAAAAUAGACAAUUUCCUGUUUCUGUAGGAGUCUCCAGGCAACAGAAUGUGUGCAUUGGAUCCAGAAAGAUCAGCUGUGCAAUUGGCUUGUUAAGUGUUCGAUGCUAUUUCGUGUCUGAGGUUUGGUGAAGCUCAAGACCGUGAUCACAAAGGAGCUUCAUUCAGCCCAGACACAAAGCUCAUCUGUGAGCGUCACGUAGAAAUUAACUAGCUGUGUCCCAUUCUAUGCUUUAAGUUUGUAGAAUCCAAGGGAGGUUCAAAUCAAGGGCAAGAUGCCUCUUGGAUGAGCUGCGAAACUUCUUCAAGCUUGCAGAAUCAAUUGGUUAAAAUCAUUUUUUGCCCAUAUGUUAAUACUAUAGAGUAUGCAACAUGUAUUUCUCUGUACACCGUACUACUGUAAUUUGGCAAGAAAACAAUAAAACAUUUGAAAACUAAUGCAAGUUUUAAAUUUGAAAACUGAACAACAAAGCAGCACCCGUUUCUAAAGAUUUAAUACCUUCCACGUCUCACAAAGCAAGACAACUUAGUCUGCAAAUGGACAUCUUUGAUUAUGCUUAAUUUUGUCACAUUUCUUGUGUGAAUGUCUGUGAAGAUUCUCAGUCAUCCAGGUCAUAGUUAUCCAGUGAAGGUUAAAAUCAAGGGCAACUGGACUUGGUUGAAGAUACUUGAAGACGUUUAGCUUCUCAUCCAAGAGGCUUCUUCAGAAGAACAAACGUUCUCUUGCUUUGUUAGGUGUUAAAGGUAUUAAAUCUUUAGAAAAGUGUUUUCUUGUUCAGUUUUCAAAUUUAAAACUUGCAUUAGUGUAAAAGUCAUAGGCAGAUAAAUACACAUUGUAUACUUUGUAAUAUAAGUAUAUAGUGUCAAACUAAUUUGCCAGACAAAAUGAUUUUUAACUAGCCGAUUCUCCAAGCUAUCAACAAACUAACUUGCGCUAGCAGGGCUAAAUAUCAUCCUUGUUAUUACGGAAAGACAUCAACACUGAGAUUAAUUGAAAGGCUUUCAAAAGAAAAUGGGGAACGUGCAAUUUAAAAAACAUUGAUGCUGUUACUUAAAUAUUUGUUAGUACUAAAAAGUACUAAAAACUCCAUUUCAUUGUAAAACACAUGUAAAUUUUCAUGUUUCUAUGUAAGAAACCAAUCUGCAGAGAGAUUUAUUUUAAUGCAGUCACUUUUCUCAUCAUCAGAAACUCACCGCCCUUGUUGAAAUAAUGCAUGAGCGUCAGCCACAUAGAUUCAAAAGUGCAGAAAUUAAGAUUUCUUAUAGUGCAGUGUGCUUUCUUUGAGUUAUCUGUGGAGAUUCAUCUUGAUUUAUUUUAUUUAUUACAUUAACACAGGGAUUCCCACAUUCCUCCGGCAACCAAGACUAGUCCAGUUUCACUUACAGUACGUGGAUUAAGUUUAUUCAAGCCUUGUAUCUCCCGGGUGGAUAGGAAAUGGGGACAUAAAUCCUGGACUAGGCUUAAUUCAUGGGCCCUUCAUGGAAAUUACAGCCAUACAUCCUCUGUAUCUAAAGUCUCGAGGCGUCACAGCAUGUGAACUGCCUUUGAAAAGGGCUAUUAUCAUGUCAUCUGUAUGUGAGGUUAGUGGUUAACUCAUCUGUCACAUUUGUGCUUGUCCUAGCGUGAAGUGUUGUUUUAAUUCAUCCUGUUGCAUGAGAUACUUAGGUGUGGAAAACUGUGUUUGUGGAGCCACUGUGGCUUUUCAGUUUAGAUAAAUCCUUGGUUUAAAAGGCAAUAGUGUAAAAGCAAGGUUCUUUCUCUAUGUAGGGGGAUAUAAACAAUAAGGAUUGUUUUACAUGGAAUAUAUAAACUGUAUAUUUUCCUAACACAGAGGUAAAUGUGGGUGAAUGAGAGAGAUGAAAACAGCAAGUGUAGAUUUUGACAUGAAGGGCCUUAGAGACAUUAAACUACAUCAAGUCCUGACUGGCGUUUCUCUAAAACAUCCGCUCAAAGGCUACCAUUACUGGAAAGCUUUUAGGGGAGACUCGCUAAAGAUAUUCCAACACAAAAACUGGAUUAUCAAAGCAACUUCUGUUGUCAGGAGCACAGAAACAUUCAGAGAACUGAGAAACAGGUUUGGCUUGGAACUGCCAUUGAAAACCACAGUUCAUCCUCCCCUUUAAGAAGCAAAUAUAAAUAUAUUAUGAAAUGCAAUGAGGGAUUAAAAGAGAGAGAACAUUUUAGAAAACAAAACUUUCCUUUAAACGUUAUCGUUCAUCCAACUCCAAAAAGCCUGGACUUAAUUUUUCUAAAAACUGUAACAAUGUCAUAAUGAUUGUCUGUUUCGUAACAUUUUUACGUACACUUAGGAAUACUGUUGUAACUGCCCUGCUGAUUCCUGCCAGUAAAUCUACAAGUGAAAGUUUACGUGUCUUGCUUGGUGAAUGUUUUGCCCGAGACGCCACGUUAAGAAGCUCGUCUUAUCACCUUGUUUACAUUCCUUGAGAUUUUGGUGAGCUCUGAGCACAACUGUUACUGUGAAGAGAAACUAUCUGAAUACAUUCCAGUCUUUUUGUCAUUUUCACAAGCAUGUGUUGAAAUGUUACACUAACUAUGGCAUCUAAGGAGUUACCACUCUCAACUACCUGUAUUUUGUUUUACAUCUGCCAGCUCUCUAAAUAGUAAAGUAGAAAGGUAUGAGAUAAAUGUUUCCAACACUGUAGAGACCCCGGUGCAAUUCCUGGCAGCAAUCCCUUUAGUUUGGCCAUUUGUGCCAAUCAUCACAAUUGUCGAUGUUCGCAGGUUUGCUGAUGAUGUGACCUUUUCCUGGUCGCUGCACUAGAUCUCGUCACUGUCCGGUGAAGCAGCUGGAGACCCCAUCUGAAGGGGCUGGAAUUGACAUGGAUUCUAUGGUAAACAGGUGACAACUAAAUUUGAAAAGAAAUAGGGAUACAAAGGGGUCCAAAACUGAAAAAGGGAAUGGAUUUAUGUUCCUACAACUGAAUCAAGAAGGUCUUUCAUUUUUAUUCAGGGUAAAGAUAAUUUCAGGGUGCAGAGAUUAAGAAUGUAAAAUAUGAGUUCUUAUGCUACUUUGUCCUUAAUUGCAUGUCAAAUACUCCAUGUGGAGCCCAAUCACUGUAAAACUGUCUCAUCAAUGGAACUGAAUCAUUCUUUUUGGAGGUUAAAUGCAUAACACUAAUAAAAAAAAAAAGAUUUAUAAAAAGC
Messenger RNA from Micropterus salmoides (largemouth bass), 6500 nucleotides. Its product is annotated as complexin-2. Bases 281 to 685 code for a protein of 134 amino acids. The transcript is spliced from 4 exons. Gene Ontology annotation, biological process: neurotransmitter transport; synaptic vesicle exocytosis; regulation of neurotransmitter secretion. The record is from RefSeq and is a predicted model, not a curated record. Gene Ontology annotation, cellular component: terminal bouton; SNARE complex. Gene Ontology annotation, molecular function: syntaxin binding. Lineage: Eukaryota; Metazoa; Chordata; Actinopteri; Centrarchiformes; Centrarchidae.